Messenger RNA from Perca flavescens (yellow perch), 1682 nucleotides. Its product is annotated as early growth response protein 4. Gene Ontology annotation, molecular function: RNA polymerase II cis-regulatory region sequence-specific DNA binding; DNA-binding transcription factor activity, RNA polymerase II-specific. Gene Ontology annotation, biological process: regulation of transcription by RNA polymerase II. The record is from RefSeq and is a predicted model, not a curated record. Lineage: Eukaryota; Metazoa; Chordata; Actinopteri; Perciformes; Percidae. The transcript has 3 exons. Bases 1 to 1266 code for a protein of 421 amino acids.
AUGCUUCUGGAGCGCGGAGACAGCUUCAUGUCGGAGUUUGAGGACGCGUGCAGCGCCUGGGUGGACAGCGUGGGGUCCAGCCCCAGCGACGGAGCCGAGUCUGACGUGGGAUCUCCCUUCUGCCAAGUCUUCUCUCCGGGAACAGACGCCUCAGACUCGGAUUUCUUCUCCGAUUUCAGCGACUGCUCCUCCGACGCUCUCUCCCCCUCCCUCGGCUACGCCGCCGGCGGCUUCUUCUUCCCUUCCGAGCCGCCGAAGGAGGCAUCAUCAUCAUCGUCAUCCGCUGAUCUGCUGAGCCUCCCUCCUCCUCCUCCUCCUCCUCUUCCUCUUCCUCUUCCUCCCGCCUCCGUCUCCCAGCCCGCCGCCGCUGUUGUGGUUAAAAGCGAGUUCGCCGCGAGCUCAAGCUGCGGCAGCGGCUGUGGACACUCAGCGUUGGCCGGGAGCUACGCGGCUGUCAACGCAAACCAAGCCGGCGGAGACCCUCAGCUGCCGCUGGCUGAUGUGUCCGACUUCAUCGAGUCUCUGCUGGGCUGCGACGCCAACGCCAACGCCAACGCCAACGCCAACGCCAACGCCAACGCCAAUGCCAACGCCGGCGGCGUGUGCGAGAUGAAGCACGAGGUGAAGCAGGAGCCCCUGGGGCUCGAGGAUUGGCUGAAAAGCUUGGUGGGGGGAGACCAAGGCGGCUACGUCAUCGGCUGGCCGGCAGGAGCGGCGAGCGUGAAGACGGAGUCGGCGGCGAGCGCGGGCGGCCUCCACUUCUCCUCCCCGCCGUCGGCGCUCUCCUUCCCGUCCACGGUGGAUGCCCACCUGCUGUCCACGCUGCUCCAGGGAGCCUUCUCGCCGGUCAACCUGGCGGCCGGAGGAGCCCCCAAAACGUCACGCGGCGGAGCCGCCGCCCGGAGGAGCCCCCAAACCGCCAAAGCCGCCGCCGGGCCGAAAGCGAAGCCCUUCCCGUGCUCGGUGCAGGGCUGCGAGCGGCGAUUCUCGCGCUCCGACGAGCUCAACCGCCACGUGCGCAUCCACACGGGCCAGAAGCCCUUCCAGUGCGCCGUGUGCGCGCGCAGCUUCAGCCGCAGCGAUCACCUGACCACGCACACGCGCACGCACACCGGCGAGAAGCCGUUCUCCUGCGACGUGUGCGGGAAGCGAUUCGCGCGCAGCGACGAGCGCAAGAGGCACGGCCGCGUGCACGUGAAGCAGCAGCUGCGAGCGCAGAUGAUGGCCGCCUACUCGCUGGCUCUCAACGCGCCCGCUGGCGUGUAGUUAAAAAACAAACAAAACAAUCUACUAACGACAACAUCACGUUUGUUUUCAUUGGAGGAAAAAAAGAAAAGCUUCUCCACGUGACGUCACGCUGAAGGCUUGUUCGAAGCUUCCUGAGGACUUUAACCGGCUGGGUAACGGGCUUCUCUCACGGGCGCACGCCUGAGAGUACGCGUCCACCGCCUGCAGGAUAAAGAUGAUUGUGUGUGAGAGAGAGAGAAGUGGAUCUUAAGACUCUCUGACUGUGUUCAGGUCUGACCCGUUACAGGGGUGGGGGUCUGGACUUUAAAAGGCCGCUUAUUAAAAAGGGAAAUGUUGGUAUUUUUCAACCUGGACUCUGUUUUUCCCCAUGUUUUACCUGUUAUGGUGCCAAACUACACCAGACUCCAUGUAAAUAAUCAGGACUUUUAGCAUCG